Molecule: messenger RNA, 5218 nt
Organism: Tinamus guttatus (white-throated tinamou)
Lineage: Eukaryota; Metazoa; Chordata; Aves; Tinamiformes; Tinamidae
Source: RefSeq, a predicted model, not a curated record
GCCCAAUGAAGGUGUCAGCCUGUAAGAUCAAUCUCAGCCCCUUCUCUGGAAUUCCUCAUGGGCAGCAAGGUGGCGAAAUGCUUUGGCCGGGGAAUAUUGCAAGCUGGGAUGACAGCAGCUCAGUCAGCAGCGGCAUCAGUGACACCAUAGACAACCUCAGUACGGAUGACAUUAACACGAGCUCCUCCAUCAGCUCCUACGCCAACACGCCUGCCUCCUCCCGCAAAAACCUGGAUGCGCAGACUGAUGCAGAAAAACAUUCCCAGGUUGAGCGGAAUUCCUUAUGGUCUGGCGAUGAAGUCAAGAAAUCAGAUGGAGGAUCAGAUAGCGGCAUAAAAAUGGAGCCGGGAUCUAAAUGGAGACGGAAUCCCUCUGAUGUGUCUGAUGAAUCCGAUAAAAGCACUUCUGGUAGGAAGAACACUGUUAUUUCGCAGACGGGUUCCUGGCGACGGGGCAUGUCAGCUCAGGUUGGCAUUACCACACCAAGGACUAAACCUUCAACCACCUCAGGCACCUUAAAGACACCUGGAACAGGGAAAACUGAUGACGCCAAGGUAUCAGAAAAGGGUAGACUGUCUCCUAAAGCUGGACAUGUUAAACGUUCCCCAUCAGAUGCAGGACGCAGCAGUGGUGAUGAAUCCAAAAAGCUUCCCACAAGUAACUCUAGAACAGCUGCUGCUAAUGCUAAUACAUUUGGAUUUAAGAAACAGAGCGGGUCAGCUAUAGGCAUGACUAUAAUCACUGCCAGUGGGGCAACUAUCACCAGUAGAUCAGCUACCCUGGGAAAAAUCCCAAAGUCAUCUGGACUCGUGGGUAGGACCGCUGGUCGGAAGACUAGUGUCGAUGGCUCUCAGAACCAGGACGAUGGCUACUUAGCGCUUAGCGCCCGCACUAACCUUCAGUACCGUAGCUUGCCCCGGCCCAGUAAAUCCGGUAGCAGAAGUGGAGCUGGGAAUAGAUCUAGCACAAGUAGCAUAGACUCCAACAUAAGCAGCAAGUCAGCCGGGUUGCCUGUCCCUAAAAUGAGAGAGCCAGCCAAGGUAAUGCUUGGAAACUCUCUGCCAGGAUUAGUCAAUCAGACUGAUAAAGAGAAAGGGAUUUCGUCCGACAACGAAAGCGUGGCCUCAUGUAAUUCUGUUAAAGUGAACCCUGCGUCCCAGACUGCUUCUAGCGGAGCCCAAAGUACCCACCAGCAAGGAGCCAAGUACCCCGAUGUGGCCUCUCCCACUUUGCGCAGACUUUUUGGUGGAAAGCCUAGUAAACAAGUUCCCAUCACAACAGCGGAAAAUAUGAAAAAUUCAGUUGUCAUCUCCAAUCCUCACGCCACUAUGAACCAACAGGGCAACCUGGAUUCACCCUCCGGCAGCGGGGUGCUGAGCAGCGGGGGAAGCAGCCCCCUGUACAGCAAAAACACGGACAUGAACCCGUCUCCGCUGGCUUCCAGCCCCAGCUCGGCGCAUUCGGCUCCUUCCAACAGCCUGACGUGGGGCACCAACGCGAGCAGCUCGUCUGCCGUCAGCAAGGACGGCCUCGGGUACCAGUCGGUGAGCAGCCUCCACACCAGCUGCGAGUCCAUCGACAUCUCGCUGAGCAGCGGAGGUGGGCCGAGCCAUACCUCCUCCACCAGCCUCAUCCCGCCUUCCAGAGAUGAUUCCUUGGCCCCCUUUGUCCGAACCAACAGUGUUAAGACUACCCUGUCUGAAAGCCCUCUUUCUUCCCCUGCGGCUAGUCCCAAGUUCUGCAGAAAUACUUUGCCCAGGAGACAGGACAGCGACCCACACCUUGAUAGGAAUACUUUGCCCAGGAAGGGACUCAGGUAUGCUCCUUCCUCCCAACUUCGGAAUCAGGACGAUGCAAAGGAAUGGCUACGGUCGCACUCGGCAGGAGGCCUUCAGGAUACUGCUGGCAACUCUCCAUUUUCAUCUGGCUCCAGCAUAACGUCACCCUCUGGAACCAGGUUUAACUUCUCCCAGCUUGCAAGCCCAACGACAGCCGCCCAGAUGAGCUUGUCCAACCCCACCAUGCUGCGGACCCACAGCCUUUCCAACGCCGACGGUCCCUACGACCCCUACGGUGACACCCGCUUCAGGAACAGCUCCAUGUCCCUGGAUGAGAAAAGCAGGACAAUGAGCCGCUCCGGCUCCUUCCGGGAUGGCUUUGAAGAAGUGCAUGGCUCCUCUCUCUCUCUGGUGUCCAGCACAUCUUCAAUUUAUUCCACACCUGAAGAGAAGUGCCAGUCGGAGAUUCGCAAGCUACGAAGAGAGUUGGAUGCAUCCCAAGAAAAAGUGUCUGCUCUGACAACUCAGUUGACCGCCAAUGCUCACCUGGUGGCAGCCUUUGAGCAGAGCCUGGGCAACAUGACCAUCCGGCUGCAGAGCCUGACCAUGACAGCUGAGCAAAAGGAUUCAGAACUGAAUGAGUUAAGGAAGACUAUCGAACUCCUGAAGAAGCAAAAUGCUGCUGCCCAGGCUGCCAUUAAUGGAGUCAUCAACACCCCUGAGCUCAACUGCAAAGGUCCUGGAGCUGCCCAGCCAGCAGACCUGCGGAUCCGAAGGCAGCACUCCUCGGACAGCGUCUCCAGUAUCAACAGCGCUACCAGCCACUCCAGUGUGGGCAGCAACAUAGAAAGUGAUUCAAAGAAAAAGAAGAGGAAGAACUGGUUACGCAGCUCCUUCAAGCAAGCUUUUGGUAAAAAAAAAUCUCCCAAGUCAGCAUCUUCUCAUUCAGAUAUUGAGGAGAUGACCGAUUCUUCAUUACCUUCAUCACCAAAGCUACCACACCAUAACUCGACUGUUUCAACACCAUUGCUGAGAGCUUCUCAUUCCAAUUCUCUUAUUUCUGAAUGCACUGACAGCGAAGCUGAAACGGUCAUGCAGCUACGCAAUGAGCUGAGAGACAAAGAGAUGAAGUUGACUGAUAUUCGCCUGGAAGCCCUUAGCUCUGCCCAUCAGCUCGACCAGCUUCGGGAGGCCAUGAACAGGAUGCAGAGUGAGAUUGAAAAAUUGAAAGCAGAAAACGAUCGGCUGAAAUCUGAAAACCACGGCAGCUGUAGCAGGGCUCAGUCUCAGGUUUCCAUUUCGUCCUCCCCGAGACAUUCAGUGGGGCUCUCUCAACACAGCUUGAACCUCACGGAGUCAACCAGUCUCGACAUGCUGCUGGAUGACCCCGGCGAUGGCUCUGCUCGGAAGGAAGGAGGCAGGCAUGUUAGAAUAGUUGUCAGCUUUCAGGAUGAAAUGAAAUGGAAGGAGGAUGCCAGGCCCCGCACGUUCCUCAUCGGCUGCAUCGGCGUCAGCGGCAAGACCAAGUGGGAUGUCCUGGACGGCGUGGUCAGGCGCCUGUUUAAGGAGUAUAUCAUUCAUGUGGAUCCAGUGAGUCAGCUGGGGCUGAACUCGGACAGUGUUCUGGGCUACAGCAUUGGAGAAAUCAAGCGCACAAACAGCGCAGAGACGCCUGAACUGCUGCCCUGCGGCUACCUGGUUGGAGAAAACAACACCAUUUCAGUUGCUGUCAAAGGUAUCUGUGAGAACAGCCUGGACUGCCUGGUGUUUGAAUCGCUGAUUCCCAAGCCGAUCCUGCAGCGCUAUGUGUCUCUCCUGAUGGAACACAGACGGAUUAUCUUGUCUGGCCCUAGUGGCACUGGUAAAACAUACCUGGCAAAUCGCCUCUCCGAGUAUAUGGUCCUCAGAGAGGGCAGGGAGCUGGCCGAUGGAAUUAUUGCAACCUUCAACGUGGACCAUAAAUCCAGUAAGGAACUCCGCCAAUACCUGUCCAACCUAGCAGACCAGUGCAAUAGUGAAAAUAAUGCUGUCGAUAUGCCUCUCGUCAUCAUUUUGGAUAACUUGCAUCAUGUUAGCUCCUUGGGAGAAAUCUUCAAUGGUCUUCUAAACUGCAAGUACCACAAAUGUCCAUAUAUUAUUGGCACUAUGAACCAAGCCACCUCUUCAACACCUAAUCUUCAACUUCACCAUAAUUUCAGAUGGGUGCUAUGUGCUAACCACACUGAGCCAGUCAAGGGCUUUCUUGGUCGUUUCCUGAGAAGAAAACUCAUUGAAACAGAAAUUAGUGGCAGGAUGAGAAAUGCAGAGCUGGUUAAAAUCAUUGAUUGGAUUCCCAAGGUCUGGCAACACCUGAACAAGUUCUUGGAGGCUCACAGCUCCUCUGAUGUUACUAUCGGUCCGCGACUCUUCCUCUCGUGUCCAAUAGAUGUGGAUGGUUCUAGAGUUUGGUUUACCGACUUGUGGAACUACUCCAUCAUCCCAUAUCUCCUGGAGGCAGUUAGAGAAGGACUACAGCUGUAUGGGAGGAGAGCUCCCUGGGAGGAUCCUGCCAAAUGGGUGAUGGACACUUAUCCCUGGGCAGCCACCCCACAGCAUCAUGAGUGGCCUCCUCUGCUACAACUCCGGCCUGAAGAUGUGGGGUUUGAUGGCUACUCUGUGUCGAGGGAAGGCUCUACCAGCAAACAAGUUCCAGUGAGUGAUGCUGAAGGAGAUCCUUUGAUGAACAUGCUGAUGAGACUGCAAGAAGCAGCCAACUACUCAAGUCCCCAGAGUUACGACAGUGACUCCAACAGCAACAGCCAUCAUGAUGACAUCCUCGAUUCGUCUCUGGAGUCCACGUUGUGAUCUUCAUCAGAGAGAAAGAAAUCAUUUCCAUUAUUGCUGUCCUGCUGUCUUGCAAGAAGCAUGAUGACUAACUCGUGAAAAGAACAUGUUCCUGGGCUAGGCUGGGCUGGUACCUCAGUAUUAGAGCUGCAAGAACAAGACACUUUGAGUCAGUCUUGAACCUGGGUGCAGGCAACCCAAACAACCUUUGUAUGUUUUUUCUUUUUACAAUAAGAACUGCACUAUUCCUUUGGGGUUUGUUUGUUUUCUGUUUAGUUGCUGUAAGCUCUCAUGCCUAAGAUACUGAAGACAGUAAAAAUAUCCAUCAUUUCAAAAGAAAGAAAGAAAAAAAAAAAAGUAAAAGGAGGGGGGGAACUUCACAGCUAUGAAGCAAACACCUUUGUGCCAUGUACUGUUCAGAAAAAGAGGGGAGAGAAAGUUUUUGCCUAUGCUGCUUCUGACCAAACACAUUUAGGUGAGGACUGGACUUUUACCGAUCAGCUUUGCAGAUGAAACUCAGCUUUGUAUAGUUCUGGUGCUAUCACAAUAUUUACUUGCCUUGGUAAAGAUAUUCCAUGAGAGGCAAAGCUUCAAAAGAGGGAAGUUUGAAAAAAUAU